This is a messenger RNA of Aricia agestis (brown argus), 611 nucleotides long. RefSeq names its product 28S ribosomal protein S33, mitochondrial (gene mRpS33). Gene Ontology annotation, cellular component: mitochondrion. Lineage: Eukaryota; Metazoa; Arthropoda; Insecta; Lepidoptera; Lycaenidae. The transcript has a single exon. The record is from RefSeq and is a predicted model, not a curated record. Bases 179 to 529 code for a protein of 116 amino acids.
GGGUUGAGGUUAUGUUUUGGAAUGAAAUUUUCCAAUUUUGUCUAUAUUUUAAAGUAAAUAUAAUUUUUUUGCUGUAAAAACGUCCAUUCUAUGAUUUGGACCACUGUAAGAAGCUCUUGGAAUUGCAUUCUACCUUCUGAUAUUCCAAUAAAAUCAAGAUAACUUACCAAAUACAAGAAUGGCUACAAAGUAUGUUAAAUAUGCCCAACUCAUUGACCUACCAACUCCGUACGCCCAGCGGAUGAAGCGGCUCUCGAACCGAAUCUUCGGCGAAGUCGCUAUCCCUACAAACUCCAAGUCUAUGAAAGUGGUGAAAAUAUUUUCUGCGCGACCCCUGCACACCAACGAGGAGAUCAUACACUACUACCCGCGACACAUCGAGACGCACGCGCUGAUGCUGAAGCUGAGAGAGUACGGCCUGUUCCGAGACGAGCACCAAGACUUCAAGGAAGAAAUGAAGAGGCUCCGAGAGCUUCGCGGUAAAGUUAAAGUGUGGAAGAGAUAUUUCAACAAGGACAAGCAGGAUUGAUCAUAACAAUUUAAAUUAUAUGAAGUAGUUAUUUAUUGUAAUAGAUUUGAUUUAGGUUCUGUAAAUAAAUUAGUGAAAAUCU